This is a messenger RNA of Necator americanus (New World hookworm), 858 nucleotides long. RefSeq lists its product as uncharacterized. Gene Ontology annotation, cellular component: nucleus. The transcript has a single exon. Gene Ontology annotation, molecular function: catalytic activity. Gene Ontology annotation, biological process: chromatin remodeling. Lineage: Eukaryota; Metazoa; Nematoda; Chromadorea; Rhabditida; Ancylostomatidae. The record is from RefSeq and is a predicted model, not a curated record. Bases 1 to 858 code for a protein of 285 amino acids.
AUGAUUCCGGUGCCAGGCUGCUUGCUUGUUAGUGCGACAAACCGACCGAGGACAACAAACCGGUCGCGUCAUACUGCUAAUGUCUACUAUGUCUACUUUUCAGAAGCUAGGACGUCCCCCAAAAGCGACGCGCAUUGUCCUCGUCCGGGCAAUGGUGCAAAUAUGCGAGGGCUACCGGCUAGAGGACGGAGCUGGCCAAAGAAGUUAGUCCGCCAUCUCCAACAACAUCCAGUGCGCUUGCCAACACUUAACGUUGGGACGCUUACUGGAAGAAGUCGUGAACUGACAGACAUUCUCAGAAAACGCCGUGUUGACAUAUGCAGUGUACAGGAGAUUCGCUGGAAAGGCUCCAAGUCAAGGAAAUUAGGCGAUGGCUACAAGCUCGUCUACCACGGCACAUCAAAUCGCAAUGGCGUUGGUAUCAUAUUGAACGAGUCGUUUAGAAACUGUGUCACAGCGGUGGAUCAACUAUCGGAUCGCCGCUUGCGAGUCGUCUCUGCUUAUGCGCCACAGAUGGGUUGUGGUGAAAAGGAGAAGGCGUGCUUUUGGGAAGAUCUGGAGCAGUACGUCCAAUCUCUAGAAGGCGAAGAAGUACUUCUAAUCGGAGGAGACUUCAACGGACAUGUCGGUUCUCGGAAAGACGGGUUCGAGAGUUGUCAUGAUGGAUAUGGUUAUGAAGCUCGUAACGACGACGGGUUGCGAAUCCUGGAGUAUGCUGUUGCAAGUGACUUGAUCAUUGCUAACACGCAGUAUCGGAAAAGAAAAUCGCAUUUGAUCACGUACACCAGCGGCGGUCGUGAAACACAAAUAGAUUUCUGGAUGUUACGCCAACAAGGCCGCCGACUUCUGCAGGAUUGA